AUGGCCUCAAAAGACAUCUUCUCCGAUCUGGAUCCUUUAAUUUCAGACGCGGAUGAAGAAACAUUCAUUCUUUUCUCCCAGAACCUGCCCUCGCAAAACCUAGGUUUCAUCGACUCCAAAGCCUAUUCCCUAGACCUCACUGUCGCAGGCAAAGACUUGACGAUCUCUCAAUCGCCAGGGCUCCUCUCUUCAACUCGCAAGGAUGGCACCACUGGAGCCGUCCUAUGGAAGGUGACGCAUUUGUUCGCGGAGUGGAUCGCUUCGAAGGGCAAUUUCCUCUUCAAGCGCGGUUUUGCGAAUACUAAGUCCACCGUGAUUGAAUUGGGAUGUGGCAUUUCUGGUCUCAUCCCGUUGGUACUGGCGCCGAAAGUUGGCAGAUUCAUUGCUACUGACCAGGAGUAUGUCUUCAAGCUUUUGAGGCAGAAUCUAGAGGUAAAUAGUCCUAACAACGGCAACGUCAGAUAUGCCAGAGGAGCCAAGAGGCCGGCCGGAUCGAAAUUGAAGGAUUCAGCCAACAACAUCGAGGUGUUAGCGCUUGAUUGGCAAGGUAAUUCAGCAUCGUCCUUGUCGUCCUUUUUGCCAAACGAGUCAGGUGUCGAUCUGAUCGUAGCGUGCGAUUGUAUCUAUAAUGAAGAGCUUAUCCCCCCUUUUGUUGACACAUGCGUCGACAUCUGUCGGAUAAGACAAAGAUCUAAAGACAGAGAUACACCCACUGUAAUUGCGGUGGCGCAGCAGCUUCGCUCUGAUCGGGUGUUUGGUGCUUGGCUUUCAGCAUUCAUGAAGCACUUUGAUGUCUGUAAAGUUCCAGAUGACUUUGAAGGAAACCCGUUGUGGUCUAGCGAGGGAUUCACGCUGCAUAUUGCAGUUCUGAAACGAUUUGAAAUAGAAUGUGGUGCAAUUACUGCAGGCUAG
This is a messenger RNA of Bacidia gigantensis, 912 nucleotides long. RefSeq lists its product as uncharacterized. NCBI's taxonomy places the organism in Eukaryota, Fungi, Ascomycota, Lecanoromycetes, Lecanorales, Ramalinaceae. Bases 1 to 912 code for a protein of 303 amino acids. The record is from RefSeq and is a predicted model, not a curated record. The transcript has a single exon.